Haliaeetus leucocephalus (bald eagle) is the source of this 714-nucleotide messenger RNA. It is a transcript of the gene NME9, whose product is annotated as NME/NM23 family member 9. The transcript has 8 exons. The record is from RefSeq and is a predicted model, not a curated record. NCBI's taxonomy places the organism in Eukaryota, Metazoa, Chordata, Aves, Accipitriformes, Accipitridae. The coding region runs from base 152 to 592 and encodes 146 amino acids.
GCCCGGAUGUUACCAGGGCUGCCAUAGCAGCGCUGGGGUGCUGCCAGCCACCGCGCAGGUUAGCCAGCAGUUGGAUUCACAUAAUUGGAGGGCAUCUGCAGUGCUUUGCACUUGGGACUGCUGCUCUAAGGACCUUUGUUCCUGCAGAAGGAUGGCUGCAAAGAAAAAGGAGGUAGUACUGCAGGUUAACAUCAAUAGCCAGGAGCUUUGGGAAGAAAUGCUGUGUCUCAAAGGACUCAUUGUUGUUGAUGCGUUUCAAGCCUGGUGUGGUCCAUGCAAAACAGUAGUGGAUCUUUUCCGAAAAGUAAGGAAUGAAGUUGGCAGUGAUCUCCUGCAUUUUGCUGUGGCUGAAGUUGAUUCCAUUGAUGCUCUGAAAAAAUACAGAGGAAAAUGCAAGCCUGUCUUUCUGUUCUAUGCAGGAGGAGAAUUAGUAGCUAUUGUAAGAGGAGUGAAUGCACCAUUGCUGCAGAAGACCAUCCUGGAACAGCUGGCAGUGGAAAGGAAGGCUUUAGAACAUGGAGGAAAGUGUGUGGUGGUACAAGACAGAGCCUUCUCCAGAGAGGAGGGAUACAUAGCUGCUCUUCAGGAAUAACAACAGGAAGGCCAAAUAGGCUAACGCCCCCGUCGGUCCCGGGCCCGAUUUCCCAGCCGUCGUCGUGGAGCGGACGCGGGAUUCCCCAUUAAAUAAAAGGAUUUCGUGCGGCAGCACCGCCG